CCGCCUGUUCCGUCCCUCGGCUCGCUAUGAUCACCACACACCUUUUGGAGGGCAAGACUGUAAUCGUAACGGGGAGCAGCACGGGCAUCGGCGCGGCGAUUGCGAUAGCGUGUGCGAACCAUGGCGCGCGUGCCGUGGUCCUGCACCACCUGGGCGAAUCCACGCUCGCAGACGUCAGUGAAGUAGCCGAGCGCGUGCGCGCCGCCGGCGCCCACUCAGUGCUCGUGGAGGGCGACAUCGCGUCACCUUCCACCGCAGAGUCGCUCGUGAAGGCCGCGCCGUACGGGCGCAUCGACGUGCUGGUAUCGAACGCCGGCAUCUGCCCCUUCCACGCGUUCCUCGACCUGCCGCACGACCUCUGGCGGCGCGUGCAAGAUGUCAACCUUAACGGCGCCUUUUACGCCGUGCAGGCCGUCGCGAAUGCCAUGGCGGCGCAGGAUCCGCCGGGCGGCAGCAUCGUAGCGAUCAGCAGCAUUUCGGCGCUCAUGGGCGGUGCGGAGCAAUGUCACUAUACGCCAACGAAGGCGGGCGUCAAGAGCUUGAUGGAAAGCUGUGCGAUUGCGCUGGGACACCUGGGGAUUAGGUGUAACUCUGUGCUGCCUGGGACCAUCGAGACGAAUAUCAAUAGGGACGACCUUGCGGAUCCACAGAAGCGCCGGGAUAUGACAAGGAGGAUUCCAAUCGGGCGUCUCGGCGAGCCGGACGACAUUGCGCAGCCUGUCGUCUUCUUUGCGAGUGACAUGGCGAAAUACUGCACCGGCGCGAGUUUGCUCGUCGACGGUGGCGCGGCGAUCAGCCUGCAGUAGGACGUGAGGGACGUUGCGCCAAAUACACUAUCGUCACCGUGCACCCCCCAUAAACACUCGGUGCUGCCUCGGUGUCAGCAACGUAACCGGCAUGCCCGAACGCUUACGUUCUCCCGAGCCGCGAAGAACGAAGUUGUUCUCAGGCAGACAUGGGGUUGGCUAAGGUUGCGGGAGGGUCUAGUGAGCAAUGAAAUGCAUGGCUAAGGUUGCGGGAGGGUCUAGUGAGC
Messenger RNA from Cutaneotrichosporon oleaginosum, 1033 nucleotides. RefSeq lists its product as uncharacterized. Lineage: Eukaryota; Fungi; Basidiomycota; Tremellomycetes; Trichosporonales; Trichosporonaceae. Gene Ontology annotation, molecular function: oxidoreductase activity, acting on the CH-OH group of donors, NAD or NADP as acceptor. The record is from RefSeq and is a predicted model, not a curated record.